Molecule: messenger RNA, 3640 nt
Organism: Dromaius novaehollandiae (emu)
Lineage: Eukaryota; Metazoa; Chordata; Aves; Casuariiformes; Dromaiidae
Gene: SLC6A14
Product: solute carrier family 6 member 14
Exons: 14
Coding region: 92-2014 (640 amino acids)
Biological process (GO): sodium ion transmembrane transport; synaptic transmission, glycinergic; glycine import across plasma membrane
Cellular component (GO): plasma membrane
Molecular function (GO): glycine:sodium symporter activity
Source: RefSeq, a predicted model, not a curated record
CGAGGCCGCGGUGGCCGGCGGGGGGCGGGCGGCGGCGCCGAUAAAGGGCCGGGCGCCGGGCGGCGCGGCAGAGCGGAGCGGCUGCGGCGCGAUGGGGAUGCUCAACCUGCCGGGCUUCCUCUCCUGCUGGAAGAAGAAGGAUUUCAGUUUGUCAGCGGAAAAAGAUGCCCAUGCCAGCAGCAGCGAUGAGAACCAGGAGCGUGGCAACUGGACGAACAAAAGUGACUACCUGCUCUCCAUGGUGGGCUAUGCUGUGGGCCUGGGCAACGUCUGGCGGUUUCCCUACCUCACCUACCAGAACGGCGGAGGUGCCUUUUUAAUCCCGUAUACGCUGAUGCUGGCGUUAGCCGGCUUGCCCGUAUUCUUCAUGGAAUGUUCCCUUGGGCAGUUCGCCAGCCUAGGGCCCAUUUCUGUGUGGAGAUUUUUGCCAUUGUUUCAAGGAGUGGGCAUCACGAUGGUCUUGAUUUCAACAUUUGUGUCGAUCUAUUACAACGUUAUCAUUGCUUACGCACUCUACUACUUAUUUGCCUCAUUUCAAAAAGUGCUGCCGUGGUCACAGUGCUUUUCCUGGGCAGAUGAGUUCUGCAGCAAAACAAAAAUAGUAAGUGACUGCAAUGCAACCUUAAAUGGUGAAAUCAUUCAUGCAAACUACUCUUACAUCACAAGCAACAAUCUCACAUGCAUCAAUGACACCAUUAACUAUAGAUCAGUGCAAUUUCCCAGUGAGCAGUACUGGAAUAAAGUGGCUCUUCAGCGGUCGAGUGGGCUGGAUGAGACGGGUCACAUUGUGUGGUACCUGGCUCUCUGCCUCCUCCUGGCCUGGAUAAUUGUCGGAGCUGCAUUAUUUAAAGGAAUAAAAUCUUCUGGAAAGGUUGUCUACUUCACAGCACUCUUCCCAUAUGUCAUCCUACUCAUCUUGCUGGUGCGAGGUGCCACCUUGGAAGGUGCUCUGAAUGGCAUUGAAUAUUACAUUGGGAGACAGUCCAACAUCACCAAGUUGAUGGAGGCAGAGGUUUGGAAAGAUGCAGCCACGCAGAUAUUCUACUCCUUGUCAGUGGCAUGGGGUGGACUGGUUGCUUUGUCCUCGUACAAUAAAUUCCACAACAACUGCUACUCAGAUGCUAUUAUAGUUUGUGUAACAAACUGCCUCACCAGCGUGUUUGCUGGGUUUGCGAUAUUCUCUAUCUUGGGACAUAUGGCGUAUGUGUCAGAGAGACCCGUCUCGGAGGUUGUAGACUCAGGGUUUGAUCUGGCGUUUGUUGCUUACCCAGAGGCUCUCUCCCAGUUACCAGUUUCCCCUCUUUGGUCCUUUUUAUUUUUCUUUAUGCUUCUGCUCUUGGGCCUUGACUCACAGUUUGCCACCGUAGAAACACUUACAACCACCAUACAAGAUAUAUACCCUAAAGUGAUGAAAAAGUUGAGAGUCCCCGUAACCCUGGGUGUGUGCAUAUUGCUCUUCUUUCUUGGUCUUGUCUGUGUCACUCAGGCAGGAAUUUACUGGGUUAACUUAAUAGAUCAUUUCUGUGCUGGAUGGGGAAUCCUUAUUGCAGCUGUCCUGGAAAUAAUAGGCGUCGCCUACAUUUAUGGAGGAAACAGAUUCAUUGAAGACAUUGAAAUGAUGAUUGGAAAGAAGAACUGUUUCUUCUGGUUGUGGUGGAGGGUGUGCUGGUUUUUCCUUACUCCCGUGCUCUUAACGGCAAUUUUGCUCUGGUCUCUGAUCACAUUUUCACCUCCCACUUAUGGCUCAGUCUCGUAUCCAACAUGGGGAACUGCUGUUGGCUGGUGCAUGAUUAUCUUCUGUGUCAUCUGGAUUCCCAUUGCUGCUAUUGUAAAGAUAGCUAGAGCUGAAGGAAACCUAUGUCAGCGCAUUGCAAGCUGCUGCAGGCCAGCUGCAAACUGGGGUCCCUAUCUGGAAAGUCAUCGAGGAGAAAGAUACAGCCAUAUUGUAGAUCCCAAAAAGGAAAACGAACACGAGAUCCCCACUGUGUCUGGCUUCGUAUACAAACGAGAAUGAGAUGCCCAUUCAGAUGACAUUUUUUUUUUUAACAAAUUUAUGUUAAACUAUUAGAAGGUGACAAUGCAAAAUCAAAAAAAAAAAAAAAAAAAACCCAACCAAACCCACAUCAACCCCCUGCCCUCAAAAACGCAGCCUGCAGAUGAAAGCAAGCCAUGUUAUUUAUUUUUAGUGCUGUGUGUUUGGGGAGCAACAGAUCAUAAAUUAGACGCUGAGGUCUCCCCAGAUACUUAGGUUACGAGGGCAGGGAAGUGGAUUCCAGCCUCGCCAGGCUGAUGGAGUGGGCAUGCUCAACCCAGUCCAACCAGUAUCCAGCUGGACUGCAGAUGCUGGUGUGGAAGAAAAUAAAGAGACAUUCUGGUGCUCUGCAGCUAUGUGAAGUUUGAGCCAACUGGUGCUGUGCUUGCAUGCACCUAAAUACCACAGUCUGUGGGCAGUCACCAGCUUCUGCUGUGCUUCGUGCUCCCCAGGGCUGCACGGGCAGCAGAGGGGUGAACGGGUAUGCUGCUGUCUGGCCCUGGAGCCCAGGGAAUAUGAAUAACUUUUUUUUCCGUCUAAGCCUUGCUCAAUGCUGUGAGGCUGCUCAGGAUUUAAUGUUGACUAAAGUGUGUGUGUUUUGUCUGUGUAUAUAUAAAUACUAAGCGGCAAAAAAAAUUUUACCUUGCCGUGGAAUAAGGCUAUAACAUGGUGAAAAGCAGGCUUCCUUAUAUUUAUCACUGUUCCUCUAGGAGUCCCCAAAGGGUCAUCUUUUGUGUCAUGCCCCGUGCUCGGCAUUUGUGUGUCUGCGGUUCUGAAACCGUGUGUCCCCAUACUCUGUCACUAGCUCAGGCUCUGCAGAAUGAAAUAGUAACCUUUGAUUUCUGCUGUGUCUGCUCUCCCUACAUUCAUCAAGGCUUUACCUAUCAGUUUGUUCUCUGCAUCUUCUUUCGCUCUGGCUGGAGUUUUUCCUAGCAAAGGGCUUAAACCAAAGUGAUUUUUUUUUUUUUUUUUGAAGAUUCAAACAGUGCAUUGGUCUUGUGGUACAGCCAAAAGAAGCAGAGGUUCACCCAAAGUGAAGGUUACAACUGCCUUGUAAUGCAAAGUCCAGGCAGUCCAAAAUCAUGAGAUUGGGGCAUCCAAAAUAAUGAGAUUUUUGAAAACUCUGAAAGUGUUCAGAUCUUCAAUUUGAUUUUGCUUUGGUGUCUUUACGAUUCAACACUUCUCAGCUUUUCUUGAGAAAAGAGAGCAGAGCUUUGUGUUAUAAUCUGACUCCAGGAGUUGGGGCAUUAAGGAAAACGCAGUCUGUAAUGCAUUUGGUCUUUGCGUAGGAAGUAGGGGAUUAGGCUAAGAGAAGCUGACUUCACUCAUAAUACAAGAGGAUCCCUCAUAAGCAAACAAAAAAGAUCUGUUGACUGAAUCCAUGUGUUCUGUGUGCUGAGAGGUCACUAUCACUGUGAUAACGGUUCCUUGGGAACACUAUGGCAGGGUUUCUGUCCGUCGCUUCCUCUCAGGGCUUUGUCACUGUUUCUGGACACGAAGGAAUGUGGAUAGUUGCCCGAGCUGCAUACCUCAGUGUACAUUUUAUACCGGCAUUUUUGUGACAAAUCAACACUUUAUAGCAAAUAAAAUGUCAUCUUUUGUUUGUAA